Molecule: messenger RNA, 1307 nt
Organism: Erpetoichthys calabaricus (reedfish)
Lineage: Eukaryota; Metazoa; Chordata; Cladistia; Polypteriformes; Polypteridae
Product: uroplakin-3a-like
Exons: 6
Coding region: 12-971 (319 amino acids)
Source: RefSeq, a predicted model, not a curated record
GACCGCUAUAAAUGCUCAUUGUGUGUCUUACACAAGUAAGCAUCAAUAUUUUUCGUAGUCCUAACUAUAACAAAAAGCCCAUGAAGUUUUGUUAUUUUGCUGUGCACGUUGAAAUUCGUUUCUGUUUAAUUGGGCUUGUCCCGUUAUUUAGAUUAAACAAAAUGCAACUAUUGAUUUGCGGAAUUAUUCUGAUAUGGUUUGGUCAGAAUUCCUAUUCAGCAAAUAACCCGGUAGUGCUGGUACAACCGCAGUUGGCUUCGCCGCUCCUGCUGCCCUACAAUCCAACGCAGACCACUGUGUCGCUGGAGAAGCCCUUCUGCGUCUUCGACACGCUGAAUCCUUCAAGUAACGCCAACGUGGACGUGUACGUCGUGUUGAGUUCGGUGGCUUCUUCAACGUUUACGCCAUGGAAGAACUAUAAAGGGACCAAUGGUGGUAGCACAGGACCUUACAGAGCUGCAUCUUUCAAACUUCCCAACUGUGCAUCUCCAGCAAAGCUUUCAGAUCUGUCCAUUCCUAGUAAAUUGCUAAGUACUUUGAAUGAGUACCUAAUCCAGAUUGGAAAUAAUUCAGCCUGUGUUAAUGAUCCUGCUGCCACAGAUCUCUGCAAUGGUCCACUUGGUGUGGGAGCUGCUUAUAGGUUUAAAUUCUUGCUGAUCGAUGGUGCCUUAGUUAAAGGAGAGACAUCGUGGUCUGAGCCUGUAUUCACGAGGCAAGCUUUGGAUCCUGCGGACUUGGACACCUGGAUUGGGAAAAGGACUGGGAGUUCAGUGGUCAUUGCUAGUGUCCUUAGUUCAGUCACCUUUCUUCUGCUUUGCCUGCUUAUUCCAAUGUCUAUAUAUGAAUUAGUUCAUCGUGUGAAGGGAAGUGGCUCUCAGGAUGUAACCAACAAACCUCAAAUGGUAGAGACCACAUUCACAAUGGUUAAUAAGAGAGUGUCACUGGGUGAAGCUGGAAACGCUCAGCAAUAAAGAAGCAAAACCUUGAAGAAAAGUAUGUAAACUCUUAAACUCAAGAUGGUUGAAAAUGGAAAUGUCAAAAAGUAUCUUGUGUUUGGGCAUUCAUAAAAGCUGCAAUACAGGCUAAUAAAGGUUCCAUAUACAUAACCUAGAGACCAGUAUUUGAAUAUUAGGAUUGAUGCUUUAAUCUAGAGCAUGUGUGUAUCUGUCUAUGUCCAAUGAUCAAAGGCAACAAGAAGCCAAAGAGACAUAAGAACUGGCAUAUUGCUUGAACAGUUUCCUAAAUGCACAGUAUGAUCGAAACAGACACACUUACUAUUGUACCAUUUUUGUACCCAUUUUAAUAAA